AUGCAGACAAAUAUGUAUCGCACGUGGCUGUCAUCGAUAACCUCAAGCUUCAACCCGAGCGCGUCCUGGAAUUUGUUCAGCACGUCCUGCAAGCCUGAUAUUUUACCGUCUAACCUUCGUUUCGCCCCUUCAACCUCUGUGGAUACGUUCGCAAGGUGA
Messenger RNA from Chondrus crispus (carragheen), 159 nucleotides. RefSeq lists its product as hypothetical. Lineage: Eukaryota; Rhodophyta; Florideophyceae; Gigartinales; Gigartinaceae. The transcript has a single exon. The record is from RefSeq and is a predicted model, not a curated record. The coding region runs from base 1 to 159 and encodes 52 amino acids.